GGGUGAAGAUCGGUCACUACGUGCUGGGAGACACGCUGGGGCCUCUGAUGCAGAAGCAUUCUUGUGCACAGGCAGUCACACGUGCAAGCAAAUGGGGUAGCAGCUAAAGGCACUCACGCCGUGUCCCAUUUGGUGCUACUUUUUAGAGUUCAGGGUCAGCAUUACCACCUAACCCUUAUGGCUGUUUGGGAUUUUUAUUUUUGUAGCACAGUGUGCAAUGCUGCUCCUCUUCUCAGUGUCAAAUCCAUCCCCCUUGCUCACCCCAACAGUGUCCUAGUUGCUAGUUCUAAGCUGAGGUGGAACUUACCUGAGUACUUGUCACUAAAAAACAAGAAGCAUGCUCAAAUCCCCUUUCUAAUAGUGCUGCUCAGCCUUCCCUCCUCCCCUGGGCUUUUAAUUUGGGGAGGUAGCGAGAAGGAAAGAGAAGGCUUCCUCACCACCCGAGACCACCAUUGCCCAUCCUUGGGGUGAGGAGAGGAUGAACCCCUUCGAGACGAGCUGCACAAGAAUCCCCUUCCAUGCCUUUGGGAGGCACAGGACCUCAUCUGGGGCUGGAUCGUCCCCACAACGUGCUCCAGCCCGGGGAGUCAGAGCCAGUGACUCCGUGAGCAGAGGGAAGGUUGUCCUUACUGCCCCAUGUCAAAAUUCCUGCAUCUUCAGGCUGCAACCGGAGAGACCUGAAAGGCUUAAAAGUCUCCCACCACAUAGCAAAUUAUGUUCUCUCUUUGUCUCUAUCUUUCAAGGCGUUCGAGUAGGCUUAACAAGCCACUGGGGACUGAAACAAUAAUAUCUCUGUAUCUAAUGCUUACUGUAAGCAAAAGAUGGAUUACAAAAUAGACUGUUUAUUUUUAAUUAUUAAUGUGUUUGAGCUAGCAAACCUUCACAGAGUUACACAUUGUUUGUUAUGGAUGGAAAGGAGAUGAACUAUUCGGCAAUGGUAUUAAAAACAAUGAUUAUUCAUUCUGGGCACGGCCAAUUUUUUUUUUUAUUCCCGAGUGUAUAAUAAAAUUUUCUCAAAACAUACACUGGGAUAAGGCCAGAAAGGGUUGUCUUGAAACAAAGGAUGGCAGAAAUCAUGGUUUUCCUACUAGUUCAACAAUAAACCUCUUUGCUUUGUUGUUCCUCAGUUUCCCAGCUAAUGGCUUAGUGCAUUAUAAUUCUUUAAUGGAGCUGAAUGAUUCAAGGGCAGCUUUUAAAGUACAGCUUCUGUGGUCCCAGGAAAGAGAGAGCGGAGGUAUCACAGUGCUGUAGUUGACCAAAUCAAAUGCUGCUAAUAAAAGCCUUGAUCUCAAGGGUGUCUGCUGAAGUUGUCUUACACCCCUCUGUCAUGCCUUCCCCAGCCUCCUCAGUGUAACAUACUGUGCAUAUACCAUGACAGCCUUGGCAAAGAGAGAUCAGUGUCUUUUAUAUGAAUACUAUUGGCACAACUUGGGGAGAAUUUCUUGCAGUGAACGAAGAAGCUGUACCCCGGCCCCCUUGUGAGCCCUGGUAAAGCUUGAGCAUACUUUCGUACCCCUUGCACACACGCUGCUUUGCAGAGUCUUGCUUCAGCAAAGCCUCCCUGCCAUGGGGCAGGUCCAACACUGCCUUCUUCUCCUCUCCAUCUCCAUCUCCUCAAGGAUGCAACGGGGAAAAUGCCUCCUGGGACUAUUUGCAGCUCUCUCCUUUUACCGCACAAGAGGAAUUAUCUGCCUCCUCCAGCCCUCAGCUAAUCCCCAAAUUCCAUCUAUACUGCAGAGCUUGGUUUAUUUUCAUUUCAUCUAGUAGUUUUAAGUAUUGCGAAGAAUAAAAUGGACAUGCAAAGUGCUGCUUUAAUUUUCAAGGGCAGUAAAGUGUUUUAUUUUUAGAAUGCUCUUAUUGAGGAAGGAAUCUCUGGCAGGUCUUAUCUGGUGGCUAAUAAUAGUGACCUGGCGUGCCCCAAGCGGUGCCGGUGCUGCCACCCUGCCCUUCUCAUGCCGUCUGCUUGUGCCGUUUGCUUCUGAUCAGCUCAUUAGAGCCUCCAAAAUUACAGAGUCUAAGAAUGUAAUAACAAGGUUUGCUCAUAAUUAUUAACUCCUUGUGCUCUAUGUUAUUACUGGAAGGGUAACGUUCGUAAUUAACACAAAUAUUUACUGUAAGCAGGUUUUCUGUGCAGCCUUUAGAAAACCAUCUGUAUGUCACCAUUUUUAAUAUCACAUUAUAAAAUACUGAGAAGGGGUAGCUCAUGGCCAGAGAAGCCUUUUAGAUAUAAACAUCCAAUUGACAAUUUUAAAGCAGUUUCUGCUGUUAACUUCAAUAUAAAUCUUGCUUCCUAGGAGCUUUUUAUUUCUUGCGUAGGCUGUUUAUUGAUAACAAAUGGAUCAAAUGCUGAAUUUGUUUCACAUUAUUGUUAAGUUAAUGCAAUUCCCCCAGUGACAAUGGUGUUACUCCCAGUUUGUGGUUACUGUUUGCCCCUGUAGACAGGAGAGAAGCAUCAGCAUCUCAGUGCACAAAGUGCAUAUUAUACAAACCCAUACUGAAGUUUGUGUCUUUUCUAAAACCAGAACUUGCUCUUGCAGUACAGCAGUGUUCCUGCAGCUUGUCAUCAAACCAAGAAGCAUUCUUGAGGAAGUAUAAACAGAAAUUCAUUUUAGUAAUACAAAUCCUGCAGUCCUAUUUUGGGCAGGGAAAAUCCCUGUAUCAUUUUUUUUAAAGAAGUGCGAUGGUCUGAUUUUAAGACUGGGUUUAUUAGGGAUUUAAUCAACCAGUGUGUUAUGGUGGAGAUUCGCCUCUGCCAUUUAAAUAUAUGUUUCUGAUUGAUCUAGCUUUAACAUGCUAUCAAUCCUUGCAAAUUAUCUUUGGGUAUGACCUCCUCCAGUACCUCGCUCUGUUUUAUUUACUUGAGGAUUUCUUGCAGAUAAGUCCCCUCUCUUCUGUCUUCUAUGACUCCACUGGGAAAACAAUAAAGUGAAGAGACAAAAACUAAGUUUAAAAUAUUUCACGCCCUUGUCCUUUGUUUUUUUCCCUUUAAGAGUUGCUUUUUGCUUAUAAGUCAGUGUCCUAAAUUGCUUGCAUGAAUCUUUCUACUCCAUUUAGUGACUUUUUAAUGCUCUAUUUCUAACAGUUGGCGAACACCAGCUGACGGGGCACAAAGUAGCAGUAAAAAUACUCAACAGACAGAAAAUACGCAGCCUGGAUGUGGUUGGGAAGAUCAAACGAGAAAUUCAAAACCUUAAACUCUUCCGGCACCCUCAUAUUAUCAAACUGUACCAGGUCAUCAGCACACCAACGGACUUCUUCAUGGUCAUGGAAUACGUAUCUGGUGGUGAAUUAUUUGAUUACAUCUGUAAGCACGGACGUGUUGAAGAGGCAGAAGCUCGACGCCUUUUCCAGCAGAUUCUCUCUGCGGUGGACUACUGCCACAGACACAUGGUUGUCCACCGGGACCUGAAACCAGAGAACGUGCUGCUGGAUGCACACAUGAAUGCAAAGAUAGCCGAUUUUGGAUUGUCCAACAUGAUGUCGGAUGGUGAAUUUCUACGCACCAGCUGUGGUUCCCCAAAUUAUGCAGCCCCUGAAGUCAUCUCUGGAAGGCUUUACGCUGGCCCGGAGGUGGACAUCUGGAGCUGCGGCGUUAUCCUCUACGCCCUUCUCUGCGGCACUCUGCCCUUCGAUGAUGAGCACGUCCCCACCCUCUUCAAGAAGAUCCGAGGAGGCGUGUUUUACAUCCCCGAAUACCUCAACCGCUCCGUUGCCACUCUCCUCAUGCACAUGCUGCAGGUUGACCCCCUCAAGCGAGCCACCAUCAAGGACAUCAGGGAACACGAGUGGUUUAAGGAGGAGCUGCCCAGUUACCUGUUCCCAGAGGACCCUUCUUACGACGCCACCGUCAUCGACGACGACGCGGUUCGGGAAGUUUGUGAGAAGUUUGAAUGCACGGAGUCGGAGGUGAUGAACAGCCUGUACAGCGGUGACCCUCAGGACCAGCUCGCAGUGGCUUACCACCUCAUCAUUGACAACCGGAGGAUCAUGAACCAAGCCAGCGAGUUCUACCUCGCCUCCAGCCCCCCCACCGGCUCCUUCAUGGACGACAGCACCAUGCACAUCCCUCCCGGGGUGAAGCCGCACCCCGAGCGGAUGCCGCCGUUGGUGGCGGACAGCCCCAAAGCGCGAUGUCCUUUGGAUGCCCUCAACACCACAAAGCCAAAACCCCUCACUGUCAAAAAGGCCAAGUGGCACCUGGGAAUCCGCAGCCAGAGCAAACCCUAUGACAUUAUGGCCGAGGUGUACCGUGCUAUGAAACAGCUGGACUUCGAGUGGAAGGUGGUGAACUCCUACCACCUCAGAGUGCGCCGCAAGAACCCGGUGACGGGCAAUUACGUGAAGAUGAGCCUGCAGCUCUACCAGGUUGACAACCGCAGCUAUCUCUUGGACUUCAAAAGCAUCGAUGACGAUGUGAUGGAGCAGAGGUCUGGCUCGUCCACGCCGCAGCGCUCCUGCUCGGCCGCCGGCUUGCACCGGCCGAGGCUCAGCAUCGACGCCGCCGCGGCCCCCGAGUGCCAGUCGCUGAUGGGCUCUCUGAGCGGCUCCUUCGUCGGCAGCAUCCCCGCGGUGACGCCGCGCCUGGGGAGCCACACCAUGGACUUCUUCGAGAUGUGUGCCAGCCUGAUCAUGGCCCUGGCUCGCUGACGGGCAGCACCGAGGCCCCGGUCCCUCUGCACACGGUAUUGCACUGUGAGGAUCUGGUCCGGCUUGUCUGUUCCUUGUUUCUUCUGCUUCGUUCCUCCUCCUCCACCCCUCACGGCUCGAGCCAAUUCCAGACCCAAAACAUACUCCCCUCUAAUAAGGCACUGAGGAAAUUAAGAAUAACUUAAUUUCACUUGUUAUACCGUGGUGAAAUAUAUCCAAUACCCUUUUUUUUUCCCCUAGUGAACCAAAUGGGAAAUGCUGGCAUGGCUGUAAAGUAGCAAAUGCAUUACUGAGUUUUUAGAAAACACCUCCUCCUGAUUCACCCUGACUCAACAGAGCCACGGCCAAGCUUUCUGCAGUGUAGGUAGCGUGCAGUGAGGUUGAUGUUGUAUCCCCUUUGCUGUGCAGAGCAGGGGCAGGGUGAGCUGAGCCGGGUCAGAGGGGUUGGCCAGGAGCUACAGGAAAUGAAGUAGCUGUGCGACAUUCGCACCCAGGUGCUGGUGGGGCUGCCAGUCUCUGGUAACACUUUCCUCCUAAGACUAGCAGCUGCUUAGACACUUCUGCACUAGUGCAGUAUGCCAUCCUUCCCCCUCUGUCUUUUUUUUCCCCUGGUAAAAAUGGGGAGGGAAGGUGGGAUGUGCAAAGGCCCUGCUGCAAACGCGCCGUGGGAAAGCCUCCACGUGUCAAGUCUUUGCAGAGGAGUGUCCCAUAAGUUGCUUUUUUUCCUCCCUUUGAGAGUCCCGGACGGCACUGAUCUGCUCACCCUGUUCAAAGGGGAAGGCUGCUUGCCUUUUUCCCAGCCCUUAGUCGUCACCCACCCCCACAACCCGCUCACCCUCCCCGGCCACACCGCCAGCUCCGGGGGCCGAAUCCCAAGCAGGGUUCGGAUGAGCCACCAAUGGAGAGCAGGGUGCCAAUGGGCCACCCAAAAACCCGGCCCUUUGCCCACGCUUUGCCCGAGGGUGGGGAUCAUCACUGCCGGGUGAGAGCCAGCCGCAUCGCCCCGCUCCAAAGCAUUUACCUCUCACCUUUCCUGUAGGAAGCCUUCGCCCGUUGCCACCACUCUAAAAUCACUGCCAAAUCUGCCUUCCCCGCCGUCCCCCCUCGCAGCUUCACGCUGUCAGAGACUCGCUCUUCACGCCGAAGGGCUCUCCCAUCCCGCUGCUGCUCACCGGACUGUGACCUCUGCUGAUAAGGCAGGGAUAUCUGAAUUCAGAGUUUUACUGUUUCUUUACUACUGGCUAUCUGAAGGAUAGGGUUUUAUUUUUUAAGACAAAACUAUGGGGUUUUUUAAGGUUAAAUUCUUGUUAUUCAAGGGUAAACUCUAAUGCAUGUGUGACUUCUUUGUUUAAAAGAAUUAUUAUUUUUUAUUACACAGGCUUAAUCUAAUGGGCAACGUUGGCAUCUGCUUGGCUUUGCUAUGGUAUUUAAUUCCAUUUAUUUGAUUGCAAAGGAACAUAAUAGUCUAAUCAGUCAAGGAACAAAUGCUUUAUGAAAACGUUGCCAAAAAAAUCCUGGGUGGGUUUUUUUUUUCCUUUUUUUUUUUUUUUUUUGGUGUGUUUUGUUUUAAGAAACAAAGCAAAGGAGAACUUUUGCUGGUCCCAGGUCAUUCAACUUUUAAAAAAAAUGGAAUCCAUCUUUUUGAUAGCUUCUUAUGACCCAUCGAGGUUUUUUCUAGUUUUUUUUGUACAGUUGCACUUUAACUUAUACUUUCUGCAAGUUUCUAUGAGAAGCAAGGAAGAGAUGAGCACAUUAAGCCUUUUGUACUAAUCAUUUUAAGUAAUGAGGACAAGUACAGGAUAUUUUUGCCAUCUACUGGCAGUUAAAUGGACAUUUUCAGCUCAAAGUCCCUUUUUUUAAAAAACACAAAAUUGCCUUACUUUUGUUACAGAUUAUGCUUGGAUUCUCACUAACGUGACUUUACAGCUCAAAUUUUUCCAGAAGCCUCACAAAGUAGAAAGCUUCCAAAAAAAAAAUCAGUUUUGCUGUUAAAUUCUCAUACACUAAAUCCAACACAGCAGUGGUUGGAUUAUAAACCUGGCAGCAGAACAAUUUUGUUUUUAAAAGAAAUACUGGAAAUAUUUGUAGUACUCCUAGGUUUUGUAACGAGCUUUUUAUUAUAUUAUCGUUGUUAAAUAAAUGCUCUGGGGUGGAGGAUGGCUUUGGUACUGUGCCUGGUGGCUAUCGGAUGAUGCGUGUCUCCAGUACUGUGGUGUGAGCACGUCAUACCCGGGGAGAUGGAGAAUCCAGACUCCUGCAUGCAAAAAAUCCCACCCCAGAGCCAAAGCUGAGCAGCACCCAGCUCUUUAGCAGCUUUGGGAUCAGUGCUGAGACACGAGCAAACAGCCCUAAAUGGUUUUGGGUGCUGGAGAUAAGCCCCUUUGGAAAGGAGCAGGAGAGGGCGGCUGAGCGGCCGCAGGGACAGACAUUAAUUUCCAUCCUGGAAACAGCUACAAGUGUCCAUACCCCCACGGCGAAAUGUAUUUGAAAUGUAAAAGGCUGUUUAAAUCAUCACUCACACCUGAGCACCUUGCCAAGUUGCUUGUCCUGGACACACCAGUAGCCCUGUUGAUAAGGGGCUGGUGCAUUAGAUAUAAUCUGCAGUUGAGAAGCAUGUAGCUGUACAGAUGUCUUGCCUUAAAACGGCACUUGUCCUCUGGGAUUUCCUACCCAGCAGAACUAAUAGUAUUAAGCAGCAGCAAAUGCCCUUGGGAGGAAAUAUUUGCUUCCUGGAGGCGAGUGGGAUUUCUAGGUGGUAGAAUAAGCUCUUGUGGCACUUGACAUCUUCUCAGACCCAUGCAAACAUUAACUCAUCUAUGGCUCUGUAAAACCAGUCCUGCCUAGAAGGCGCUAAGAGUGGCUCGGCUUCCCGUAUGGAGAGACACAAAGAGAUGAAGCAACUUCCCUGCUCGAUGUCAGCAGCGGCAGUGGAGCGAGUAGGUCUGAUGUACCUCUGCAAUGAACACACUGGAUUGAACUGUCCAUUACAGCCUUACCCAAAUCCACGCUGCGUUUUGAAAUGUUCCGAGAAGUUUCACUUUUUUUUUUUUUUUUUUUAAUUUUAUUUUCCCUCCAAAUAGGCAGUUUUCUGGUUCCCAGCUGCAAAGAAGCUGCUGACCUCCGGUUAGAUUUUCCAGAGGAAAAGUUUAACUGUUACACUGUGGUCAGUUUUUUUGAGUUAUGUUGGCACAUGCUUGAGCAUCAGGAAAAGCAGGGUAGACGUAUUUGAACUACAGAAACUUGAAUGACUCCAAGUGCAAUUCUUCAGAAGCCACUGGGCAGCUGUGCUUUGCAAGCCACAAACUCACCCAAACUUUGCUGCAGCCUGAGGAGGAGAGAGACAAAAUGCAAAGGAUAUAGAGUUCAGAGAGGCUCCAGCAUUAACCUCCAGCUCCUGGAGGAGUUAAUUCAGAAAUAGCUUGUACUGUACUAGUUGGCAAAUAUAUAUAUAUGUAUAUAUUACAUAUGUAUACGUAUAUAUAUUAAAAAAAAAGUAGGUAGCAUCCCCGUCAUUGGCCUCUCGGUUUUACUUGCCCAGCGGGGUAGGUGUGUGCCCUGGACUCCUGCCAUCGCGCACGCUAAUCCUGGCAUGCGAGAGGACCCGGAGAAAGGGGAUGGUAUUUUUACACCCUCUUCUAGGUAAACCCCAUGAAUAGCUUAGCUGACCCCGUUGGACCCAGCGUGCCUCAUCCAGGGAAGGGAGGAGCGGUGGUGUCGGGAGCCACGAGCCACCCUGCCCUCCCACCCCCCCUGGCCAAAGCCCUGGUGCCAGCGGGGUUUAGGGCAGUUUUAUUUUCAGGAGUCAGAGCUGAACAGGCAAAGGCAGCAGGAUUUUUUUUUUUUUUUUUUCUCUUAACGGGUCAGAAAUGCAUCUUCAGCGUGUGCAUCCAAGUUAGCAUUUCAUAAGGUGUGUAGAAGCACAGGGGUAUAUACGGACAGUGUUGUAAAAAAUGAAGCAACUGGUUAGUAUUUGCUGUAUAUACUUUUUUUUUGGUGUGUGUGUGCGAUUGUAAUGCCAUUCAUAUUGGAAUAGAUUAAGUUCGAACAAAAUAACCAUUCUGUCUACUCCUUUUCAUUUUACUGCUCUUUACCAUCAGUCAUCUUGGGUGGACUAAGGAAGAGAUCCCUGUACGCAGGACAUGAAAUCGUGCCUUCGACACACAUUAGGACUGCUGGAAGCCACAGCUUUAUUUCACGAGGUGCACAAAUCUCCCAGCUUAUGCAGAAUCCCACCGGUGAGACAUGCAGGCCGUGUUUCUAAAUACUUGAAGUACCAUUUGUUGUGCAAUUACUUGGCUUCACCCUUUUAGUAGCUGAGAGGAGAGGGGGAAGAAGAAUCGCACAUCUGCUGAUCUUCUGAUGAGCCAAACAAAUUCCCACUCCAGCUCCUGCAGUAUUUUCCUGGAGAGUUUUAGGAUCCAUUUUUGUUUCAGGUAUAUGAUGUACCUACUAGCAUCACCUUUCUUAAGGUCUUACUUCAGUAUGGGCUUUCCAUUUAGUGCUUUCCUUUGGCUUCCUUAGCCCUUCCCUUAUAUAUUCCUUUUUAUCAUUCACUUCUUAAAAAAGCAACAGCUUCCUGUAAUUCUGAAUUUCCAGUCUGCCUCUUGGACAUGGAGCUAACGAUUCAUUCAGAGGUACCUCACUCCCAUGCCUGAGAGAUGAACUGGUUUUCAGAAUUGCUACAUUCUACCUAUUGACCAAACACUGACUUUUGCUGAGAGCAAACCUGGUAUUACAUGUAUUCAAUGCACAUAUCUUUGCUCGUUUUGAUCAUCAGAGUUAGGAGAACUGGAUGGUAAACCAGAGCUCAAGCUGCAAAGCACGAGUAAAAUUCUGAUGUUACAAAAAGUCUGUUUUAAACAAAAGCCUUGAAAUUCCUGCUGAAGCUGCCUUAAUUUAAAAAUCAAAGUUUAUUUCUAAGACUCAUCUCUAUGAUUUUUUUUCAAGUUUUGAAAUAGUUUAUUUAUCCUCAUCUCACGAGGCUGUGAAGUAGAUACUGUAGGCAUUGUAAUAUUUAUUCUUGUUGCUGAAAGCAUGUUCAUGUGUUCAGUAUCAUGUUAUAUUCACGUGUUUUGUACCUCAAUGCAUUUGUUUUUUUUUUCUUUCAGAGCACAAAGCAAAACUGAAUCCCAGGAUAACUGUAGUGUCCGUGGCCCAACGUCUUUGGGCAGACAAACCUCAGCUCUAUGAGAGAGAUGAACCGGACUAGCCCAUUGUAAUUUUUUGUUUGUACUAUAAGGAGUAUUUAUAUUAUAUAUUUAUAUUUUUUUUUCUUAAAAUACUGAACUUUAAAAAGCUCUGAGUAUAAGCAUCCCUUAAAACAUAUAAUUAAUUUGAAGCUUAGAAAAAAAUUCUGAGCUCUAUAAAUACUCCAUCCUUCUUGGUAUUUUCUAUUUUGUCAACUGAUGGACUGGAGAAUGUUUUGUUUUCAAAUUAAUUGUUUUAAUAAUUUCUGGGGCUAGCUGUUGUGGAAGGGCACAGAGCCUAGGUUCAGUUUUGUCCUUUGUGCAAGUAACUGUGCAUUAGAUAAUCACAACGAAGCCUUUUACCUUCCAUUUAUGGUGUGGAAAGUGUUUCUUGGUGUACUGCACUGCAUGUGAUAGCUGUCUCCAUGGUUGACAUUUGCACUUUAAUAAACUCAGAGAUGAAAAGAG
Messenger RNA from Tyto alba (common barn owl), 10301 nucleotides. RefSeq names its product protein kinase AMP-activated catalytic subunit alpha 2 (gene PRKAA2). Bases 3259 to 4647 code for a protein of 462 amino acids. The transcript has 9 exons. The record is from RefSeq and is a predicted model, not a curated record. Lineage: Eukaryota; Metazoa; Chordata; Aves; Strigiformes; Tytonidae. Gene Ontology annotation, biological process: protein phosphorylation; intracellular signal transduction. Gene Ontology annotation, cellular component: cytoplasm. Gene Ontology annotation, molecular function: AMP-activated protein kinase activity; ATP binding.